This is a messenger RNA of Mytilus californianus (California mussel), 1778 nucleotides long. Its product is annotated as U1 small nuclear ribonucleoprotein A-like. Gene Ontology annotation, biological process: mRNA splicing, via spliceosome. The record is from RefSeq and is a predicted model, not a curated record. Gene Ontology annotation, cellular component: U1 snRNP. The coding region runs from base 87 to 815 and encodes 242 amino acids. NCBI's taxonomy places the organism in Eukaryota, Metazoa, Mollusca, Bivalvia, Mytilida, Mytilidae. The transcript is spliced from 7 exons. Gene Ontology annotation, molecular function: U1 snRNA binding.
AGUUGAUUUGGAAAUUAAACAUCUGUACGUUUUGAGCACGCGUUUUGUUUGGAGGAGCCGGCUGAUAAGAAGAUCAAAAGAUAAAAAUGGAUAUUAGACCUAAUCAGACAAUAUACAUUAACAACCUGAAUGAAAAAAUAAAAAAAGAUGAAUUGAAGAAAUCCUUGUAUGCCAUAUUUUCACAGUUUGGACAGAUUUUAGACAUUGUUGCUUUGAAGACAUUGAAGAUGAGGGGACAGGCAUUUGUUAUAUUUAAAGAUAUCAACAGUGCAAAUAGUGCAUUACGAUCAAUGCAGGGUUUUCCUUUCUAUGACAAACCCAUGAGAAUUCAGUAUUCUAGAAAAGAUUCUGAUUUAGUAGCCAAAAUGAAAGGAACAUUUGUAGAGAGACCAAAGAGAAAGAAGGAAGAAGAACCAGAAAUUAAGAAAAAGAAGAAAACUCCAGCAUCUCAAAGACAAAAUGCAGCUCCAGCACCACAAACGCCAGCUAUGGCACAAGUACCACAGAUCAACCCAGCCACAACAGCGCCAUCACAGCCUCCUUCAGCACCAGCUGGACCUACAACAAUACCUGAACAACCACCUAACCAGAUCUUAUUCUUGACCAAUUUACCUGAAGAAACAAAUGAGAUGAUGUUGUCCAUGUUGUUCAAUCAAUUCCCUGGUUUCAAGGAAGUUCGUUUGGUACCAGGAAGACAUGACAUUGCUUUUGUUGAAUUUGAGAAUGAGGUUCAGUCUGCAGCUGCUAAAGAGGCGUUACAAGGAUUCAAGAUCACUCCAACAAAUGCAAUGAAGAUAUCAUUUGCUAAAAAAUAGACAAUUCUGAUGAGGACUUAGUAUUGUUGUUGUUAUUAAAUUUUUUAUCUUGACAUAAUCAUGCAGAAAUUCAGUUCAAAAAUAUAUAAAGAGUUUGUAAAAGGUAUUGCUAUUUUAAAGCGAAUUUCUUGACAAAACUAAAAAUUUGGUUUUACGAAGCUCUCCUAAGACUUGCUAUUCAAUUUAAAUUAAAUUUUUUUUUUAAAUGUGUAGGCAAAUCGUUUUACUCUAAAUAUUUGAUUAGAUAUAGUUUAAUACAAUGGUGUUUUUUUUUAUUUUUCCAAAGAUUUUUUUUUUUUAAUUUCAAAUUGAUAACUUGCUUUUAAGUUAUUGAACUUAAUUCACCCAAUUACUGAAACAAAUGCACAUUUUAUCAUUGUUUGUUUUAGAAAGGGGUGGUGACAUAGGAGAAAUGGCCUUGAACAACUGUGAAUAUGACAGAAUUGUACCAAAAUAUCUUAUGAAUUUUAAUGUAAUCCUGUUGUACAAAGUGGGUAGCUAUUAUGACUUCAAACUUUUAAAUGUAGAGAGGUUAAAGAGUAAGGUUACUAUAAAUGAGCAUACUCAAUUAUAAAAUGUUAAUUUGACAGAAAUGUACGUAAUUAUUUGACAAAUUUCAAUGUAAUCCUGUUGUAUAAGUUUGGUAGGUAUUUUCACAUGAAACUGAUGGAAGUUUCAAAUUUUUCAUUGAAAUAACAGAUAUUAAAAGUUCAGUUUUUCUUUGGAAUAACAGAUAUUAAAGGCUCACAGUGCAGUUGAAUACUGGUAGGUAACACUUCCGGUAGGUAGAUAGAUAUUGUUAUUGGCAUUGCACUGAGCCAACUGUUGUUAUAUACAGCAUUGCACCCUCUGUCAGCUUUAUACAGAUAUUCAUCAUAAUCAUCAGACAUUCUGUGUAGCUGACAUUGCACAAAGGGCUAUCAUCUUUGUAAUUAUGAUUUGUCAAUAAAUCUGAUUCAUCUA